Molecule: messenger RNA, 934 nt
Organism: Trematosphaeria pertusa
Lineage: Eukaryota; Fungi; Ascomycota; Dothideomycetes; Pleosporales; Trematosphaeriaceae
Exons: 3
Coding region: 375-632 (85 amino acids)
Source: RefSeq, a predicted model, not a curated record
CGAAUAUGGCGGAUGAUGAGGCGUGUCCAACAGUUUCAAGCCCGCCCGCUCCUCUUGCCAAGGCUCAGGGUCCAUGCUUCGGAUCUUCGCCGGUGGAAUCUCGGCUCUUGUUCUUCGUCAUUCCAGCGCUCAGCUCCGGACAGAGGCGUCCAACACCAUCGUUAGCCGUCACGAAAGCCGCCCUCCCAUCGAUAUCUGGCAUUAGAGGCACAGCAAGCGGUCAAUAGCUAUGACAAAGUUAACAUCGCGGGCCAGGCAGCCUCACCGACGACAUAGACCCAUCUUUUAGCCUCUCAUUCACGAUGUCAUGAUGCUGACAUGUCUGUACUCCAGUCGCUUCUUCUCCUUUAAACACAUCAUACUCACGCCCCGCCAUGCUACGACUAUUUGCUCGCAAUCUUCCUCCCAUUCGCAAUCCCCUGUUUUCACAAGUACCCAGAACCUCUCACGUAAUCCUCAGAGACAAGUACGUUAUCGACAAGCAAAUGUCAAACCCCGCCGGCCGUCCCGGCAAUGACUUUGACAUGGCGGCGACCGUGCUGUUUCUUGCUGGUCCAGGAGGCGUCUUCUACAAUGAGCAGGUGCUUUAUCCGGAUGGAGGUAAUACUCUCGUCCAACCGGCGGCGAAGUAAAGCAACGAGGGAAGUCUGCCUGAGGCAAAAUAAAAUAAAGAAAUGCAGGUGUACGACUUGAGCAAGAGUCCAGGCAUAUCCAUAUGUCUUGGUAUUUCGUAACGUCAUAAGUCAUGACUCAUAAUGCGGCUCUUUCACAGCCUUGAGUAAUAUCCUUGAAUCUGAAACGCUGUCCCAUCGUUCUUCACACAACUGGGGGGCCUCUGUACUCUUACAUUCCCGAGGUUGUUCGCGGAGACGCUCCCAAAAGCCGGCACCAUCUCCACCUUGUGUCGAUAGUGAUUCGGCAACCCGUUGCUCUU